Molecule: messenger RNA, 2056 nt
Organism: Cydia strobilella
Lineage: Eukaryota; Metazoa; Arthropoda; Insecta; Lepidoptera; Tortricidae
Product: homeobox protein B-H1-like
Exons: 2
Coding region: 264-1448 (394 amino acids)
Biological process (GO): regulation of transcription by RNA polymerase II
Cellular component (GO): nucleus
Molecular function (GO): DNA-binding transcription factor activity, RNA polymerase II-specific; sequence-specific double-stranded DNA binding
Source: RefSeq, a predicted model, not a curated record
AUUGUUAAUGUUUAUGUUCCUACAGAGUCCAGGAAACUAAUAAAACUUUCCUACUAUAAUCUGUUUACAGUUGUAUUAACACGACAAUUAACCCAUAAACAAUAAAUGAAGGAAAGUGGCAAUUUCUCUAGUGACAAACGUCGGCCUUAUCGACUUGAAUAAUGGAGCGAGUAGUUAGACUCGCGUCUUCAUCCCGGUAAUUAACGAACCCCCCCUUCCCCCACUUUAUCCCCCCACGCGCACCCAACAGAAUUAAUCACACCAUGAAUCUCGCCCCCCAAUCCUGGGUCGGAUUAAAAAGUUUUAUUGGAGCCCCGAUUGUGACAGCCCGACGCGCCUCGCUUCCGACCUCCCACCAAUCACAGCUCGCUCGCCACGGAAUACCUUCACGCGAUUGGUCGGCGCUUAACGAGCGCCGCCCAUUCUCGCCGCCCGGCCCAGGGCUGUCACACGCCACGUCAGUUGACCGAGGCGCGUCGACCCGUCAGCCGUAUCCCGCGUUACCGGUUGUGAUCCGUUGUGCUACAGCGUGUGAUGUUGUGAGAAUGGAGGAGGAGUCGAUGUCGGGACAUAGUUGUUCGGAGGACGAUAUUAGUGUGGGUCGGCCGUCGCCGGCGCCCUCGCGGUCGCCGUCGCCGCACGACUACUUCAGGCCGCUGAAGCGUUUGAAGAUGUCGGAGCCGGCCGAGGAGAGGCGCGGGGAAGGAGUGAAGAGUUUCAGUAUUUUGGACAUUUUAUCGCACAGCCCGCGGACGCCGGCGAGGAUAGUGAGGCCUUGGGACGGAGCGGCGGCAGGGUUGGAGAGGUUACAGAGGUUGCAGCGGCUCGCAGGGGCUGCGUUGCUGGACGGCGAGCGCUGGCGGCUAGCAGCGCUUGGUCUCCUGCGGCCCCGGGAGGCCACAGAAUGCGACUCGGUGUCGGAGCGGUCUUCCUCGGCCUCGGACUGCUGCUCGGAGCCGCGCCGGCCGCAUCCGCAGAACGCCCCACACACGCCUCUUGAUGCGCUGUUCCACAUGACCAGCAAGACUUUUGAAGCCAACAAUCCUGACAGUGGAGAUGGUCAGUCAAAUCACCUGAACCUGUUCAACUCGAGGCCACAGCCGAAGAAGAAACGAAAAUCGCGAACUGCCUUCACGAAUCACCAGAUCUUCGAGCUGGAAAAACGGUUCCUCUACCAAAAGUACCUCUCGCCUGCAGACAGGGACGAGAUAGCCAGCUCUCUCGGCCUCUCCAACGCCCAAGUCAUCACCUGGUUCCAAAACAGACGAGCAAAGUUGAAGAGAGAUAUGGAGGAACUGAAAAAAGAUGUGGAAAGUGCUAAAGUACUGUCAGCGCAUAAGACCUUUCUAGAAAAUGUCACGGAUUUGGGCAUUUUGAAGAAGAAAGCUAUGAGCAUAGGGGCGAGCGAGGAGGCAGCUACUAACUUGGUAGUGAACGCGUCUAAAUGAAACGAGGCAUCGCGCGCGAUCGCACAGGAGGCGUUGUACGAUCGCCGCGCGCUCGAUUUUUAAAAAUCGAAUGUUCUAUUUGAACGAACUCUAUGGUGAAUUACUUUUUUAAACUAUCGAACUUUUUAAUAGUGACGUUUGAUGUAUCUCCACUAAUGGUUAGUAUGGCGUAAAGUACUUCACUCUCUAGUGUUAGUUGUACAUAGAAUCUGAUAGGUGUAGUCGUAGGUAACUGUACAAAAAACUUAUGAAGAAGCUUCGUUGGAAAUUUAAAUGUGAUAGUUGAUUUUAUUAUUUAAGUACUUAAUAAUUUUAUAGAUAUUCCUAAAUUAUUUAUUGCGGGGUUUGCGUCAACUGGGGCGUGGAUUGCAAUUUCGAAAUUUUAUACUGAAUUAAUUUAUUUCAUGUAUUUUUGUAUUUAUUGAACCAGUACGUGCAAUAUGGAAAUUAUGUUGCAAAACUUCUGCGUGCCAGUGAUGUAAAUCGGAACCUAAAAGUAACAGUGUACAUAAUAGAUAAAUGUGUAGGUUAAGUUUGAAUUCUAAGUACCUUUGUGUAAGAUCUUUCCAGCAAAUUGUGUCUAAAUAAAUUAGUAGACUAAUAAUAUU